AUGGCAUCUUCUUCUAAACUAGAACAGCUCCGGGAUUAUCUGUCGAGCCUGGACCCGAAGAAUUCGUUAAAAGGAGUUUCAUUCCACUAUGACACAGCCAACGAGCUCGGCUUCAACCCUGGCGACCCACUCGACUUCUUCGUCGCCACUCCAUUUGGCAAGUGGUCUAAUACAUCACCUCUAAUUCACAACGUCGUUGCAGUUGCUGUUUGCGAGGCUCUGGUAAAUGGUAUGACCUCAAAGAACAUAUCGAUCGGCAAAGAUGGAUCCAAGUACAUGUUCAUCGACUUACUCACCCUCGCACCAAUCAACUCCGCUUUCUUCACCAAGGGCAUCAGUCCAACUCUGAACAAGCUCGUCAAUGGUCUUCCAAGUGAUGUCACUCCAGUCAUCCGCCUACUAUGCGGUGACAACGGCAUCACCGCAGCUCAGUUCAAGGACGCUAGGAACGGAUCCGGGUGGAACGACUACAAGCAGAUUUUCUGGGCUAACCAUUGGCCAUCCAUCACGCAUCCCAAGGCUGAGCUUUACAUUGGCUCCUACAACCCCGACAUCAAGUUUCAGCCCGGAGGCAGUGAGGCCUACUUGAGGAAUUCGGCUUUAUCCGGCCAUCCAUGGGUAAUUGAUCUGGCCAUCACUCUCGUCAGCGAUGGCCUGUUGCCUCUUGCCAAGGUUGCCGAGAGUAAAGGGCUUCCAGCUCUCAGCUGGAACCACGCAAAGGUCACGGCGGUCAGUCGUACCACGAUGACCACGGGAGGUGCGAAUCUGUGGGACAGCUAUGACGAUACCCAGGUCGGGACCUUUGACUCUAUGGUCAAGAUCAGAGGCGAUGCAGCUAUUGAAGCUCACAAAUAUGCCGAUGCUUUGUGGAGGCAAGUGGAUUUUUUCAGGCAGAGACGGUUCCGCUUUUUUGGCAACACCAAGCGGUCCGUGAAGAACUCUGGAUCGCAAGCAGUUUUGACUACGAGUGACGUGGGCGAUCGUCUUCCCGGAUAUGGUAAACACCGAUAUCCUAUACUGGUCUUGAAUGUCGUGAUAGACAUUCUUAUGCAAUUGGUGUACAUGCAGACAACGAAAGGCUUCAACCCCUCGAGUGGCGCAACCCCUGACUUGAAGGUGAUGAACACCGUCAUCGACGUUUUGAGCCAUCAAUCCAUCCUCCCCGCCACGCAGCGGUUUGAUCUCAGCCCAGCUGUAUGGGCAAGCAAAGCCGCGCGAUUCCACGCCAUCGAGAGUGCGACGAGCAACAUUACACUCGCUCAGGAGAUCUUUGUGGAACCAUUCCUGCGAGGCAACCCAGGCGCCAAUGCCACCAAGGGGUGGCUCAACACCAAACUUGGCCUCGACUGGGACGAGUACGUGGUCCCGUACGACGUCAUGCAGGCCAUGUGCAAAGGUCUGCUCAACACUGUCAAGAAUAAUCCGCAGGGCAAGAGCUUCGGGAUGCACAUCUUGCUCACCACGAAGGAUGCCGGAGGAGGCUAUGGAGAUCCGUACUCGUGGAAGACCUUCCGGGAGAUCCUAGUUGGCCUUCUUGGCGCACAAGAAUUGCCGUCAGGUAUGACUGCUGCAGAAAUUAUUCAGGACCGGCUCCAUUGCAAGAGGACCAUGCACAACGAUAAUCGUUAUGGUCAUCACAGUAAGAUUGUCUAUGUGGAUAGGCAGCCUCUGUAUGUGGGAAGCGACAAUAUUUAUCCAGAGUACAACGAGCAGCAUGGUGUCUGGACUGACGAUGCGAAGAACAUUGAGGCGUGGUACAGCCAGUACUUUGAUACUGCGUGGGAAAAAGGAACCGACAUUGUCGAUUAG
Messenger RNA from Colletotrichum acutatum, 1809 nucleotides. RefSeq lists its product as uncharacterized. The record is from RefSeq and is a predicted model, not a curated record. The coding region runs from base 1 to 1809 and encodes 602 amino acids. NCBI's taxonomy places the organism in Eukaryota, Fungi, Ascomycota, Sordariomycetes, Glomerellales, Glomerellaceae. Gene Ontology annotation, molecular function: catalytic activity. The transcript is spliced from 4 exons.